Bipolaris zeicola 26-R-13 is the source of this 648-nucleotide messenger RNA. RefSeq lists its product as uncharacterized. Bases 1 to 648 code for a protein of 215 amino acids. The record is from RefSeq and is a predicted model, not a curated record. The transcript is spliced from 4 exons. NCBI's taxonomy places the organism in Eukaryota, Fungi, Ascomycota, Dothideomycetes, Pleosporales, Pleosporaceae.
AUGGCAUCCAGCGAACUGCACGACGUCGUCUGGACCAAGACGAAGCCACCAGAUACGCUCAGUAGAUCCCGCCUCGACGGCGUUAACAUCGCCAUGCUCACCCUUGCUUCCUUCAUCUUCGCCACUCGCACUGUUCUUCGGAUCGUUGGGAAAAAGGCAGCGGAGGCGCAGGAUAUCCUUAGUUAUAUGGCGUACGUGUGCUACGUGCUCAUGGUAGUCAUGUAUCUGCAGGAAAACGAUCCUUUGUAUCGUGCUGAGAGUGUGCUGAGAGGGGAGAGACCGGCGUAUCAGGGAAUUUUCAUGUUUCUUCCAUUCCGAAUAACUUGGAACCUUCGUCUUCCAGGAAUUCAGAAGGCUGGUAUUUUUGUACUUUUUGGCAGCGGCUGGAUAUGCAUUCUGUUCGCAACUCUCCGUGUUGUCCAAGUCAGUACAAACAACGGCAUCCCAAAAAUACCCGAUCCGAAGUGGCUACAAAUGUGGACCAUUAUUGAGACAUCAAUGGCUGUGAUAAUUGGAUGUGGUCCCGCUUUCAAUGCGCUUUGCCCCCGAUAUCGUGCUCAGAACGCACGAAGACGCCCAAUUAAUUUGGAAUAUAUCAAAGAGCCUGAUUUAGCAACUAGGUCCAACAGAGAAACUAGUCAAAUAUGA